Messenger RNA from Psammomys obesus (fat sand rat), 6688 nucleotides. Its product is annotated as zinc finger protein 426-like. The record is from RefSeq and is a predicted model, not a curated record. Bases 705 to 2519 code for a protein of 604 amino acids. The transcript is spliced from 10 exons. Gene Ontology annotation, molecular function: RNA polymerase II cis-regulatory region sequence-specific DNA binding; DNA-binding transcription factor activity, RNA polymerase II-specific. Gene Ontology annotation, biological process: regulation of transcription by RNA polymerase II. Lineage: Eukaryota; Metazoa; Chordata; Mammalia; Rodentia; Muridae.
CCCGCCCAUCAAGGCCUCGCGUCUGACUUCGACCUUUCGACUCGUUUCCAGCCUCUACUCCCCUUACGAGUCCACCCGAAAAAAAGGUGCCACGGUCCGGACGCGGCAACAAACAGGCUUUUCUUUCUAGCCGGGAGAGAUCCAACGUGGCCGAGAGCGCGGAGCCGGAAGCGGAAGUGACGUCACGCGGCCCCCUCCCCCUUCUCCCAGAGCUUUGAGACCUUCUCGGCGUUUGUCCGAGGGCUCUCCCCUCUGGCUCGGCGAGGAUUCGAAAGAAUAGACUCUCCGCCAUUGGCAUCACAUUGAGACGCUGCAUCUUCCAUCCUCGGACCGGGCGAUUCUUUCUGCUGCGCCUGAGCUUUGGCUGAAAGUUGAAUGGUGGAGACGGGCAGGAGGAUCUCUGCAAGUUUCAGGACUUCUAGAUCUUUACAGAACAGGAUAUUUUCUGUGUCCUUCCCUGCUCUGCUCAUGCCUACCACAAGAAUAGGACUUCCUAAUAAUUUGCUGAAAGAAUUAAAGAAUAAGCCAGACCUGAAAUAAACUUCCAGUACCUACAGUAAAUGAAAUAGAAGAGGACUCCAUAUAACCCUGUAUAAAGAGGAAUGGAGAUUGCCUCUGUCCACUUAGAUUCAUAAGCUGUCCCGAAGUGAUCUUGGCAUCAGGGAAGGGAGUGUUCAGGCACAUUUCACCGUCAGCAUCACGGGAUGGCAGCCAUUGAUUUGUCCCAUGGCCUUUUUUCUAGACAGCCUGUCUGCAUCUACGGAGAAAACACAGAGGUAGAAGGGACAGUCACUGACAACCAGGCAAAUUGUUACCAGGAUUCAGUGACCUUCGAUGAUGUGGCUGUGGAGUUCACCCCAGAUGAGUGGACUUUGCUGGACCUGACUCAGAGAAACCUAUACAGAGAGGUGAUGCUGGAGAACUAUGAAAACUUGACCUCAUUAGGAUGUCAGUUCUUCAUUCCCAGUCCGACCCCCUGGUUAAAACAAGAAGAGUUGGAGACAGUGGAAAACACAGUUCCUCAACAAUUGGAACUACAACCUACAGUUGAUGAUUCAGAGCUUGAGAAUUAUUUUAGGAUGCAUAGUUCCAGUACAGUAGAAAUGGUGGGUGAUUCAUCCAUUCACGAGCAGUCAGAAAACCACAAUGAAGGGGAUGUGUGUGACUCUAAGCCAUGCGGAGAUGUGUUGGGUGAACAAUUACGCCUUAACACAGAGGUGAGCAUGCAAAGUCAAGGAUACAGUUCUGAGUGUAACUGGUAUGGGAAAGACAUUCUUUCUUUGCUCAAGGAAAGCUCUACCGGACAGAAUGUUUCUGAGCUUAACCAGUGUGGAAAAAUCUUCAGUUUGACUCCAAACAUCAUGUACCCAAGCACUAGCACAAAUGAGAAGCCCUUUGAAUGCACAGACUGUGAGACAGCCUUUUUUAAUCAGUCAUACUUCCAGACAGAUAUGAGGCCUCACAAUGGAGGAGAACCCUAUGACUGGAAUAAAUAUGGGAAUGGUUUUAUUCAUCCUACAAGCCUUGCUAUGCAUCUUCCAAUUCUCAAUGCAAGAAACCCCUACAAAUUUGAGGAAUGUGGAAAGGACUUUCAGUAUUUUGCAUGCCUUAAUAAUCCCAUGGGAAUGUGCACUGGAGAAAAAUUUUGUGACUGCAAGGAAUGUUGGAAAGCCUUCACGGUUUCCUCACACCUAACUCAAUAUGUAUCAAUUCAUACUGAAGAAAAGUCCAAAGUAUGUAAGAUAUGUGGGAAGUCCUUUGCUAAUUUUUCUCGACUUUCUGCACAUGUAAAAACUCAUAAUGAAGAAAAGCCCUUUGUUUGCAAGGAGUGUGGAAAGGCCUUUAAAAAUAUGUCAUACCUUAAUGAUCACGUUAGAAUUCACACUGGAAUAAAAUCAUACAAAUGUAUGGAAUGUGGGAAAGCCUUCCUUCGAUGGUCAGGCCUUACUGAACACAUAAGAGUUCACACUGGGGAAAAGCCUUAUGAAUGUAAGGAAUGUGGAAAAACCUUUUCUAGAUCUACUCAGCUUACUGAACAUGUAAGAACACACACUGGAAUCAAACCUUAUGAGUGUAAGGAAUGUGGGAAAGCCUUCACUCAGUAUUCAGGCCUUGCCACACAUGUACGCAUUCAUAGUGGAGAGAAGCCCUUUGCAUGUAAGGAAUGUGGGAAGGCCUUUACCAGGACCUCUGGCUUGAUUCAUCAUGUGAGAACUCACACAGGAGAGAAGCCUUUUGAGUGUGUUCAUUGUGGGAAAACCUUCAUUACUUCUUCCCAUCGCACUAAACAUCUGAAAAUUCACAGUGGUGAGAAGCCCUUUGUGUGUAAUAUAUGUGGGAAAGCCUUUAUAUAUUCCACAUCCCUUAACAUUCACAUGCGAACCCACACUGGAGAGAAGCCCUACAUAUGUAAGCAGUGUGGGAAAGCAUUUGCCGUUUACUCACGUCUAAGGAAGCAUAGCAGAGUUCACACUGAGGAGAAGCCCUUUCAAUGUGAGGGUAUGGGUGUUGCUAUUUAGCUCAUCUGUUGCCACCUUUAAAUAUUGACAGUGACACCAAAGAUCAUCAGAUUAGUCUUAACUGCUUUGUGUGGGUCAUAAUGGCUCACACUGGCCUUAGACACCAUCUUAAUUUUAUGAAAUAGGAUAUUUAGUUGCCCCCUCAAACUUUUCUUUUUUUGGGCAGUGCUGAGGAUUGACCUAGAAUAUCACACAUGCUAGGCAAGCACUCAAUCACUGAGCUACAUCCCUGGAACCUUUUCGUGGAUAUCUAAUUCUGAGCAUCUAAAGGUCUUAAGUGAAGGUAGUAUAUAAGAUGGCUUCAUUCUGGUGCUUGACUCUCAGUGAUCAUAAUAUUUCUAGAUGCUAUGAAAUAAUGAAACAGAGUUGAUCCUUUUAUUAGUUAGUGGCUGCCAGUGUGGCUUGAUAAUUCGAAAAUUCACCACAAGCCAAGAUAAUAUAGGACACAGGUGGAUUGUGGAAAGACACUCCUUCAGGGAACUACUCUGACCCCAUUGAUUCUGAUGAGACUAUCAGAUAGUUCGUAUCUGUUCUUAAUAGCCAGUCUAUUUACAGAUGUGAUCCCUGUGAUUCUUUAUAAACUUGAAAAAGUUCAUCUGUCCCAUCUUUUGGGUCCAUCUUGGAUUGAAGUGGCAGUGACUUUGUUCACACAGUCCAGUGUGUUCCUCAGUUUGGUUGAGAUGAUCAUCUGAGGGUGAUGAGCUGAGGGCCUUGGGGACGCCAGGCAAGUACUCUGCCCCUAAGCUACAUCCCUAGCCUGCAAGGUCUAUUUAGUACACAUUUCUCAGUUAUUGUAAUAAAGAUAGUCUGAGAUUUUCAGCGUACAGUUCUCUUUUGCUUAGUGAUUCCUCUUUAGCUCAGCGUUCUCUUUUUUAUUUUACUGAAAGCACUCAGGAGGAACCAAGAUGCUCCUUUUGAACGCUUUAGUUACGGAUAAAUUUCCAAUUUUAUCACUCUCAAGUUCUAGUUUCUACACAGAAUGCUAGAAUAAGGAUCUGCGAGAUUCAAGACCAUUACAGAUCACUGAUUAGUUUUUCUUGAUGCUCUAGUAACAUGUUCCUCCUUCCUAAAGGGAGUCCUCACCAGAAUAGCCUCUACCUACCACUCAGUUUUAAAGCUCUUAAAACUCUUUAAACAUGUUCUUUACUGCAGUGUUGCAGCAUCAUAAAACACCAUAGCCAGUGCUGGCUAAAAGGCUCAGAAGUUAAGGUGCUUGUCACCAGGAACUGAGUUUGAUCCUAGGGACCCACAUAGUAGAAGGAGAGAAUGGACUGCUACGAGUUGGUAUGCUUUCACACACACUUUUACACUUAACCACGUGCUUAUGUAUACACAUACAUGCCACAAAUAUAACACAAAAGCAACAUAAACCAGGUUGCUUUAAAGUUCCCUUUGAAUAAAACUUUGUUUUUUGUUUUUUGUUUUUUGUUUUUUUGAGACAAGAGUUUCUUUGUGUAGCCCUGGCUGUCCUGGACUCCCAGGCUGGCUUUGAACUCACAGAGAUCCACCUGCUUCUGCCUCCCAAGUGCUGGGAUCAAAGGUGUGUGCCACCAUUGCCCGGCAAUAAAUGAGAUUUUUUGUUAGUAUAGUAUUGGGUUUCAUGCCAUUUUCAUGUCUACAUAUUAUUAUACUUUGUUCUCAUUAGCUCACUGCUUUUUGGAUAAAGUUUAGGCCCAGGGGUUUAGCUUAGUGCUAAUAGUUCUAGCCUAGCUUUUGUAUAGCUAGUGUUUAUCUCCAGCACUGGACAGACAAUAUGCAGUAGUUUGUUUUCUCAUAAAAGAAUAACAGCAUGGGAUUAGUGAGAUGGUUCAGAAGGCAAAGCUCUUGCCGUGCAAACAUGAGGACCUGAGUUUGGCUUCCCAGAACCCAUCUAAUUGCCAGGUGGGCAUGGAGACCACCUAUAAUCCCAAUGCUUAGGAAGCAAGAUGGAAAUCCUCAGGCGAUUUGGGUAGCUAGGUUACUUGAAUCCAUGAGCUUCAGGUUCAGCAAGAGACCCUGCUUCAGUAAAUAAAAUGGAAAGUGACUAGGGAAACCUGACAUCAUCUUCUGGCUUCCACACGCUAUGUGUAAAUGUGUAAACACCAGCAUACAUAUGCACAUACAUGAAAAAAGGAUAACAGCAUAUUUGGCUUCUGGAGCAGAGUCUUUCUGUCAUGCAGUCACUUUCACAUGACAAAGCUUGAAAAUGAGAUUUUCUUCCUCUUCUGGUAAAAUCACAGCCUUGUGGAAUGAUGUUUCCACUUACUGUCCUGGAGUAUCAAAUGAAAUUCUAAAGACCCUAUCUGCACAGUCAUGCUGAGAUUUAGAUUUAACAUGAAUUUGAGAGGGUCAUAGAAUCUUUUGAUUUCCCAGAUAAUUAAUCAUAUUUGUAGAUAAUGAUGGUAUUUUUUUCUAUUUUAGUUGUUUCUUUUCAGAAAUUAGUAUGAUGUCCAGCACACUAGUGAAAGUAGUAAUAACUUUUUUUUUUAAUAAUUAUAAGGGAGUAUGUACACUAUCAUACUGAUUUGCUUACUAGGAUAGAGGGUUCUUAAUAUCAGGAUUUUGCAUAAUGAUUGUAUAGUACUUCUUUAUUUGUGAGGCGAAAUUGCUCUUGGACUCAUUAAAUGUAUCCUCUGUAUCUUCUGAGAUGACCGUAUUCAUUUGCUGGUAACACUCAAGUACCUAGGAUUUCAUCGGUGCGUUCUACCUAAUAAAUACUGGAAUGAUUAAAAGGAUUCUAAAGUAAAGGCUGUCAUUUAUUAAUGAUAAUUAUGUUAGUUGUCUGUUGUUAACCUUAAAUACUUAGAUACAUUCACGUUGGAUAUUAAGGUAAUUUUUGUUUUGUGUGAUUGCUGGGGAUCAGACAAACCCAGACAAGGCAAGCACUCUGCCGCUGAGCUACAAUCCUGAGCCCGAUGGAUCCUUUUUACUACUUAGUGUUGAUUGUGAUUACUCACAGAGAUCAUCAUAGAUACUCUUGAGUAACUGGCAAAUAGUUUUUCCUUGUGUGAGAAGAAAUGGAGUAGGGAUAGGAAGAGUGCCUAUUUAGCAAUGCACAAGAUUCUGGUUUCAAUCCUCAAUACCACCAAAACAACCAGAUUUUAAAAUAAAUUGCCUGGCUUUUAGCUGUAGAUUAGAACAGUGUCAUAUGCUGUAGUGAAGUGUAUUCCUCACCUUUUCUAAAUUCUUAACUUGUUCAGUUACCUAGAAGAACCCAGAUACUAGAUUAUUUAGACCUAGAAUAAUUGACACUGUUUUGGGUACCUGUUUUUAAACUGUUCUGUAUCUUUUAUGUUUAUAGGACACCUAAGAUUUACAAUAUCAUUUAAAUUUUUUUUUGAGUAUAUUUUUCUAGGCAUGCUUUCAUUUUCACAUAUGAAACAUUUUUUUCUUUGUAUUUCUAAUGUUUCCUGGUUGUAUAAUUAAGUUUACUUUGGGUCUUUAUUGUAUUCUGUGAUGAUUUCUUCAUGUAUUUAUAUUGAGUUAAUCUUGAAAGUAUCCAGUAUUCUUUGAGACAGAGAGUAUCUGUGGCAAACUAGAGUGUGUUGCUGCACACUGUAAUCCUGGUGAUUGGGAAGCCAAGGCAGGAGGGUCACAGAUUUAAGGAUAGCCUGAACCUGGGCUAUUUUGUGAAACACUGUCUUAAGAAGACCAAAAAUUAAAUCAAACAGGAGAAGACAAAUGCACCCAAAGGAGGAGUUCAAGUCUGGUAAAUGAUUGGGGAAGGAAUAAAUUGUCUUGAAAUAUUCAAACUCUAAAUAUAGUUUUUAAUCCAUUGACUCUGGUAGGUAUUCACACGUCUCUAUUUAUACUAGUUCUCUUUUUGUAAUCUUAGUUAAAAAUGUUUAAGGGGGGGUGCUAGGAUUCAAACUUAGGGCUUUACUCACGCUAACCACUGACCGAUAACCCAGCUGUAGAUGUGUCUUUUAUACAUACUUUAGUUGCAGUUUUAAAACUCUGAAUACUUGAAAAGUCCUGAUUAACAAUUCUUUUAGACCAUUAUGUAUAAUGCAAUUAGUAACAAAAUUGGAUUUUUAGCAACUUGUUUUUUUCCUCUGUAUUUGUUGCAUGUACCUUCUCUUUGUAAUGAUGUUUUCAUUGAAAUUUUACCCAAUGCUUGAAAUUUAUGUACUCCAUUUGCUUUUAUUUAGUUGCUAUUCUAAAACAUUAAAUCCAGUUUUAAAAUCUAA